This is a messenger RNA of Gaeumannomyces tritici R3-111a-1, 1681 nucleotides long. Its product is annotated as DL-glycerol-3-phosphatase 1. The coding region runs from base 731 to 1453 and encodes 240 amino acids. The transcript is spliced from 4 exons. The record is from RefSeq and is a predicted model, not a curated record. Lineage: Eukaryota; Fungi; Ascomycota; Sordariomycetes; Magnaporthales; Magnaporthaceae. Gene Ontology annotation, molecular function: sugar-phosphatase activity; beta-phosphoglucomutase activity.
AGCAAACGAAGAGCCACGACUAUCCAUAUAGCGGGAUGAAUACACGUGUCUCUCAACGUCAUGCGGCUCGGGCGACGGUUCAUGAUGAUCCACUCCAACGAUUAACCGAGUCUGCGUGUCAAGGCGAGCCUUUGGUUUCAUGAAUAAAGUGAUGAGCAGGAGCGAAAUCCCCACCGAUCUGUGUCCAGAUAUGCAGUUCUCGACUGUUUUGGGAUACCUCCCCCACGGCGACAUUCCGUAUAUUAUUUCACGGCCUCUAGAGUCGAAACGGGCCAGAUCCCCACGCUGGCGAGCAUGGUUCUGGAAUUCGACACGCCGAGUGGGCGCAUGGAAAUCGCGACUGAGUAAAGUUAGCCCCUGAGCUACCAGAGCGGAGCUUCCCAAACAGGCCGCACAAAAAAUCCCAUGCGCAGAUUCGGUUGGCUGAGUCGGCGGCGGCGCUGACCGCCAACUCCGCCGCCGCAGAUUUUGGGAAAUAAAACGGGCUCGCACAGCAUAUACCUCCCUCCCUUGCGCACUGCUAGACCAAUUCCGUUAUCUCUCGCUCCCGUCUGACUUGCUCCAUCUGUGCUUUUGCCGUCACAGACUUCCAUUCCUUGCCUAUUUCCCCGAUCAACCCGGCAGGCCCACCCACGACAGCAUCCCUUCCUUCUUGAUCGCUUUAUAAACGCGUCACCUCUCAGAGUAACACGAAACAGGCUUGUCUGGACGCCCCCUGCACGAUUCGAAAAUGGAGUUUAGCUACACGGCCCCUCCCGAGCGGAUCGCCCUCAAUGGCUUCCUCUUCGACAUGGACGGCACCAUCAUUGAUUCGACCAAUGCCAUCGUGAAACACUGGAGCACCGUUGGAGAGGAAAUCGGGGUUGACCCAAACGUGAUUCUCGAGACAUCACACGGCCGCCGGAGCGUUGAUGUCCUGAAGCACUACGCUCCUGAAAAGGCCAACUACGAGUAUGUCAGCCGGAUGGAGGCAGCCAUCCCGAAGCUGUACGGCGAGGACGCCGAGGAGAUACCGGGUGCUCGGGCGCUUCUGGACGCGAUCCGUGCCGCCGGCAGCCCCUGGGCCAUCGUGACAUCAGCAACACGCGGCCUCGUUAGCGGCUGGCUCGAUGUCCUGGGCCUCCCGAAGCCCGAGCACCUGAUCACGUCCGAGUCGGUCGAGAACGGCAAGCCCGACCCGGCCUGCUACCAGAUGGGCCUGGAUCGACUCGGUCUCCGGGAUGAGGCCGCCGGCGUGCUGGUUUUAGAAGACAGCCCCGCCGGCAUCCGCGCAGGAAAGGCCGCCGGCUGCAAAGUCCUCGGCCUCGUUACGAGCCACACGGUCGAGCAGGUCACCUCCGCGGGGCCCGACUGGGUCGUCCGGGACCUGGAGUCUGUUAGACUCUUGCAAGGCGAAGGAGGGAAGGUCACUCUGGAGAUCUCGAAUGGCCUUGUGAUGAGGCUGCCGAACUAAGCGAAGUCCAGUCAAACCGAGGUACCGUUUCGGGAUGAGCCAGGCUAGGCUCGGUAGACGGAUUCGAGUGAUUGAACGCCAAGGAACGAUGUCUAUAGAACAACGAGGCUGCCUCUCCUUUCCCUGUCUCUUUACAGUGAUGGGACUAGAUGGGUACUUUAGAUAUAGCCUUGAAUUAAUAGUUAUGUGCCGGGUACAGAGCAAUUUGCGUCUCGGCUACCCCAACCC